GUCUCUCCGUCGCUGUCUAUGUGUUGAACGCAUUCACAGCUAAAGUGUUGUCUGUUUUGAGUGUUUAUCUCAAAGCCAUUACAGCACUGACUGUCAAACACUGCAACCAAUCGACCACUCAUUCAAUGGGCUAUACGUCCAGACAUUCGCCACAUUUUACGGACAAUUAAUGUCUGCUUUUAAUUGUAAUUGUAUUUCAAUUGUAGACUUCAUUCACGCGAUUGUCGCCCAAAACUGUUUACUUGUUUUUUGAAUCACAAAAAUGAUUACAUUUUUCCGUUCAUUCAGUCGUUAAUUGGUUUCGCAUUUCAUUUUCACUCCUGUUUUGACUCAUAUUUUACGGAUCCGUUGCCACCACUCGAGACAUUGACCACCGUUUCAGACACUCGGAGGACAUUAUCAGACAAUGAGUCCCAAUCACCACAAGACUAUGGGCUCGCAGUUGGCGGACAACAGUCCCGACUCUUUACUCCACAAUUGUGUCCAGUUUGUGGUCAAAGAGGGCAUUGACUUACGAGGCGUUUCCCUACCACAAGAAAUUUGUGAUCUACUCAUUCAAGUAUACCGCGAGACACACCUGAACAGCGAACUCAUGAGCGAAUCGUUUACGAAGUUUUUGUCGCAAUUCCGGUCCAACAAUAGCCGCAUCUGUUCCGCGAAGUUCGCUGACCUGUCCGUCACCGACGAGACACUCGAGUCCUUCCUGGAGGAGCACUCGAAGACUGUCACCCACUUAGACAUAUCCAACUGUUCCCAUCUGACCACCACUGCCUUGCAGCACAUCAACACCAUACUGACCCGGAUCACUGACCCGCGCAAACUGCAGCGCACGGUAAGGGUGGUCGAGGAGGGGCCCGUCCACGAAAGUCGGGUGCUCUACACCAAGACGUACGCCAACGGCGUGAUCACCACCACGAGAGACAACUGUACGGUCGAUGAGAACGUGGGACUCAUUACCGAUGAUUACGGACUGACACAAGCGAUGGGAGUGUUCGACGACCCGGACUUCGCCGACUUCAAGGCCAAGAAGAUUCGGGAGUUGAAUGGCAUCCGAGGGUUCGACUACGAGGGCGAGGCCAUGGCUAUUGACUACAGCUAUGACGGCGCCUACAGGUGCGCGACGGUCGACGCCAACAAUAAGUCGCCCAUUUGUGUCCACGAAGGCGACAGCUAUAAGUCGUUCGAGUCGUUCACGAAGAAUAUGGGCGACAACCGCAUGAAGACGUUGGAGAUGAGAACGUGGCAGUCGUCGCCCCUCCAGUCGCUGGUCAUCGGCCGCUCCACUCAUAUACUGCCCGACUAUAUAGAGGAGGACGGCCUCGACGAUGAGGAGUUUUCAUCGCACAGUCAUCUCAUUAACCCGUUGCUGUCGAUCCGCAAACUAGUGAUACACGAGUGGAACUCCAUCGACACGUCCGCCCCUUAUCUCAAGUAUUUGAUUAAUUCACAAAUGCGGACAACUCUACAACACUUGGAUUUGAGUAAUGGCUGCUCUAUAGAUGACGGCUCACCACUAAAUCAAUUACAAGCCCUGAAGACAUUGAUUCUAUACAACUGUCCAAAACUACAUCUGGCCAUCAAUAACAUCAUUAAGAUUACGACUUUGCGUUGUCUCGACAUCUCAUCGACAAACGAUCGCUACGGACACGGAUAUAAACACCCGAACAAACAGUUGACGCUUAUAGUGAACUCACUGCCAGACCUGACACGACUCGACAUAUCGGGCACUAAUCUGGCCGGUCCUCGCUGUGAAUAUAUACCUGGAUUAGUUUCGCGAAGUGACAAACCCUUAGAAUACUUAGGACUUUAUAAUACGGCUAACGAAGCCGCCUAUCGGCGCACAAUACCCGCCCUUAAGGUGUCGGGCGACGCCACUGAGGAACAGAUACUGACGGGAUGCGAGGCUUACAUCGAUAGAGUGGAGUUCUUGAGGCGUACGCUCAACGACCUGUUCCACUGUUUCCGGUUUGAGACAAACUUCCAUAACGUGAACCGAGCCCUGGAUAUAGUAUUGGUAUCAAUGGCCCGACACCUGCACGAGAAGCAGAUCCAAAUCGCGGCCUCCGCUUCGCUCUUCUAUAUCGUCAAAUCAGACGAAGCGAAGCAUAAGUUUAAUAUUAAAGUCAAACGACUCAUCAUUAGUCGACUUUUGGACGCUAUGUAUGAACACAGAUAUGACACGACUAUGUUAAGGAACGGCAGCUUAACGCUCAUACACUUCAAAAUUCCCAGUGAUGUGCUCUUUGAAUACUCGCGUUUAGUUGAGAUUCUGUUACAUAUAGUCAUCAACGAUGACGACGACUUCAUACAAAGAUUGGGUCCUAUUGACUUCUCAUAUGUACGCCCUCACUGUCCCGCACAGGUGGACGGCGACCAAAAGACAAUUGUUGGCGAUUUGGGUGCGAUCGACAAAAUGCUGUCAUUAAUAGACUCGAGACUUCAGAGGAAUAUAUGCGACGAAGUAAUGGAGACGGCGUGGAGCACGAUGUGGAACGUGACCGACGAGACUCCAGUGAAUUGCGAGCGGUUUCUGAAUCAGAACGGAAUGGAUUACUUCGUGUCGUGUAUGCACUCGUUUCCCAAUAGCGCCGAAUUGUUACGAAAUAUGAUGGGUUUGUUAGGAAACGUCGCGGAGUGCGAGAAACUGCGGCCCCGACUCAUGAACGCCGACUACAUCGACAGGUUUGUGGAGCUUUUGGACAGCGAGUCGGACGGCAUUGAAGUCAGUUAUAACGCUGCGGGCAUUCUAUCGCAUAUUGCAUCUGAUGGGGAGUAUAAAUGGCGACAAAUACUGCCCUUUGAUUGCAAACGCGACCACAUGUUGGACAGAAUGGGUGCGGCCAUCGGGCGCUGGAAAAUCAAUUCUAAGCGAAAUAUAAACUACAGAUCUUUUGAACCAAUUCUUCGUCUAUUGAAGUCAAGCAUCCCGUCGGAAGCCCAGUAUUGGGCGGUCUGGGCGUUGGCUAAUCUGACGCGAGUUUACAGCCAAAAGUAUUGUGCACUUCUUCGUGAUGACAAAGGACUGGAAGUGUUGGAAGCGUUGGCCGACAACGAGUCGAUACCAAAGACGAUCAGACACUUGUCGUCACUAACUCUAUAUCAAUACCAUCUGUUCCUAAAAGACGGACACUUGACUGAACUCGAGAACAGUGAGGACAUGACUAUACCCGACGAUUUUGUCAGACAAUCGCACCGUUAGCUAACCUGUGUGUCCGACACUAUCUCUAAUUAAUUGCAUCCCAAUCCGCUAUUUUCGGACUCAAAACUCAUAAAAAAUUAAAUAUAUUAUUGUUUAUUAUAUAUAAAACUAAGUCAUUGUAUAAAACGAUUUGUUGUUAUGAAUGCUAAUUAUUAAUUGUUUGUAUAUUACAUAUAUUAUUGUACAGAAAAAUCACUUCUAUUUCUCUCUUUACGGACGUU
Messenger RNA from Oppiella nova, 3420 nucleotides. The record is from the annotation of a GenBank genome assembly. NCBI's taxonomy places the organism in Eukaryota, Metazoa, Arthropoda, Arachnida, Sarcoptiformes, Oppiidae.